Messenger RNA from Corythoichthys intestinalis (scribbled pipefish), 3985 nucleotides. Its product is annotated as zinc finger protein 16-like. Gene Ontology annotation, molecular function: RNA polymerase II cis-regulatory region sequence-specific DNA binding; DNA-binding transcription factor activity. NCBI's taxonomy places the organism in Eukaryota, Metazoa, Chordata, Actinopteri, Syngnathiformes, Syngnathidae. The coding region runs from base 610 to 1977 and encodes 455 amino acids. The record is from RefSeq and is a predicted model, not a curated record. Gene Ontology annotation, biological process: regulation of transcription by RNA polymerase II. The transcript has 3 exons.
AAAAGCAUGUGUUAGAGUUUCACUACCACUGACUUCGGAUAAAUGAAGCUGAGUCACACAGCCCCCUAUGGGCAGGCGGGGCACAGUGAAUGAAGGCGCUUUCAGGUCAAGUAUUUUGAUGUCUAUGUACCAUGCAUAAAAUAGGAAAACACAAAGAUGGGAAGUGUGAACACUGCAGGGAAAGUGAGACAGUUGAACAUGUAUUAAUGGUGUGUGUUAAAUAUGGGGAGAGGAAACGAUUGAAAACUGUUCUGGAAAAGGCGAAAGAGGUCGCCAAACCGUCAACCCAGUAGAUGGCGGUAAUGACCCAUGAUUCAAGGUGUAAACUGCCAAAAGACAAGAAGAAAAAGAUUCAAUUGGAACAGUAGUGCAUGAUUGAAGACAAACUACUUGACGACACGUCUCUUCUUGUACCAUGACGUAAAAUAAUCCAUUGAAAAGUGGCAGAAAUGUUCGUACACGCCAAGAAUCCGUUCAAUCUCGCUUCUGCUUCGAGUCGUUUGGGUGAACGUUGAAACCUAAGUUAGCCUACCCUACUUUAGCCGCUAGCAAAGAAAACAACGCACGCAAUCUACACGUCGCCAAGCAGGCAAACGUCAAGUCCCAAAAAUGUCAGAUGUCAGUCAAGCGCAUUGUCCUGAACGCCAGGAGGCUGCUUGUGUCAAAGAAGAGGAGGAGGAAGAGUGGUCACACAUCAAGAAGAAGGAAGAAGAAUUGAUCCACAUUAAAGAGGAGUGGGAUGAGUAUUUCAUCAUAGUUGAGAACCCCUGCAUUGAGGUGCAGCAGCAACCUCAUCUCCUUAAAAAGGAGGAGGAGGAUCCUCCAUAUUUUAAAGAGGAGGUGAACAUCUCCAAGUGGACUGUUGAGCCUUUGAAGGUCGAAGAUGGAGGUCCGAGUGAGGCCAGCAGAGAGGCAGAGCCUCCGAGUGGCGGCAGCAGUUCAAAAGAAGGAUCCCAAGCAGGCAAUCUCAUCGCUCAACCAUCAGAGAGUGACGACGCCACAUCGCACUCGCUGUUCUGUUUCAGAAAAUAUCUUGGUGCUGAGUGUCGGGAGCUAGAAUCUCCUGGCGUUAAAGAGAAUGCUGCGCUUCCCCAGAUCAAAGGGGAGGAGCCAGAUCCCUGCCAACAGAAGCAACUUCCGAUCAAAAAGGAGGAUGAAGAGCUGCCAUACGUUAAAGAGGAGGAAGGUAUCACCAGUUCGACUGGUGAGCCCUUGAAAACUGAAGAUGGUCUCAGUGAAGCCAGAGGAGGGGCAGAGUCUCCAAGCUUUACUAAUCAAGAUAAUUUUCCGAUUAACCACUCUGGUGAAAAAAAUUUUGUCUGCUCAGUUUGUGGUCAAAGAUUCAGUAGCAAGACCACCUUAAAACGACACACAAGAACCCACACUGGUGAAAAACCCUUUUCCUGCUCAGAUUGUGGUCAAAGAUUCAGUCACAAUACCACCUUAAAAAGACACACAAGAACCCACACUGGCGAAAAACCCUUUUCCUGCUCAGUUUGUGGUCAGAGAUUCAGUCACAAUAGCACCUUAAAAAGACACACAAGAACCCACACUGGGGAAAAACCUUUUUCCUGCUCAGUUUGUGGUCAAGAUUUCACUGGAAAGCAAACCUUAAAAAGACACGAAAGAACCCACACUGGCGAAAAACCUUUUUCCUGCUUAGUUUGUGAUCAAAGAUUCACUCAAAAGGAACACUUGAAAAUACAUACAAGGACUCACACUGGCGAAAGACCUUUUUCCUGCUCAGUUUGUGGUCAAGGAUUCAGUCACAAGAGCACCUUGAAAAUACACGAAAGAACCCACAGUGGAGAAAAACCUUUUUCCUGUUCAGUUUGUGGUCAAAGGUUCAUUCAUAAGGGAAACUUAACGCAACACACAAGAAUCCACACCGGAGAAAAACCUUUUUCCUGCUCAGUUUGUGGUCAAAGAUUCACUUGGAACGAUCAGAUUAAGAAACACGUGUGUGUGUUGGGUUGAGAAGCAGUGGCCAAGGACUGUCUUGCCUGUCAUCCAUGCUGGCUUCAUCAGAUUUUGCACGAUUUUGGACGAUUGUAUUCUGUAAAGCUUCCUCAAAUCAUGUUAAGGAUGAGUACUUUUGGUGCCCUACACGUGCUUUGUCCAAACCUUGUAUGAUAUGCAUCCACACUCUUGCCAAAAGUAUUGUUUCACCUGAUUUAACUCUCAAGUUAGGUGCCAUUAUUUAUAUAAUACUCUUCCUCUUCCAAACUCCACUUUUCACAGUUAAUAUUUAUAACUAUUGACUCCAAGUUACAAAAAUUCAAAAUCAUUCAAAAAUAAUGUCAUUUAAGAAACACUAGGUAACUUUUCAACCUUUAAAUUUUCACAAUCUUUUUGAUAUGUUGACUGACAACUAGUUGAAUAACACUUCUUUUAUAUCUUGAGGGGUUCUGUAUCGUUUUCACCGGCACUAAUUAACUUUGAGGAGGGUGGCAAGAACCCUGUCACACAAAAUAAAACUACAAAUGUUAAGCUGACUGCUUAACAGCAUAUGUAACUUCCCCCUUUACCCUAUUCAUUCUAAGGACAAAAGUCAAUGCUAACGUUUCGCGCGAAUUCUGCAAAGAUGGCAGGGCAACAGACAAAAAGUUAAGUAUGAGGAGUGUUAUUUAUGUACUUAUAGUUAUAUCUUCACUUGUAUGCAUUAUGUAGUCUUUUCUUCUUAGUCAAAGCAAUCAUGCAUUCACAUUCUGGUUUUAACAUGUACCAUUUUGUGUCAUAUGAGUAAGCUCAGCUAUCUUAGUCCUUUGAAGACCAUAAAGGUGUAACAUGAACCCCCCUCAGUCUACUCAAGUCUUUGUUCAUCUAAUCAGAGGAAGUCACAAGACAUCCCCCAGAACUGUUCCUUGUUGAUCACUGGUUUGAAUGAGUAAACGCCCACUAGAUUGUAAACUGUGCGGUAUAUAGACCCUACUCACCAACGUCACAGAAUGACGUGUCGCUGUAUCCGGACGCCAUAUUGUCCGUCAUUGUUUAUCCGUAUUCUCAAUGGUUUCAAUUUGUCGUGCAAUUUAUAGUGCAAUUCAUGGAAGCCCCGGUGCUUUCAGACGCUGUAAACUCAUUGGAUGCGUUGCAUAAAAGGCGUUAUGUGGAAAAGCUUCAGUCUAUCCAUUCGCCAGAUCCAUUUUUGAUGCCUAAAUCGAUAUUUUUCGACCCGCUGUCUUCGUCGUCUCUGCCUGACAUCUGCUACCCUGAUAUCUACAACUAUCUUGUCCACAGAAACUCAUCCUAUUCUCACGAAACUUUGCAAUGAUCUUAAUUGUGCUUGUCAGCCCAAAACCCUCUAAAUAUAUAUUAAAUGCAUCUUACCAGAUGUAAAAUGACUACUACAUAAUCUGUGGUGAUCGUUUGGUGCCGUUUUCUCGUCGAAUUGCAGCAGUCCAUCUCGCUCUCCUCUCCGGGUCUCUCGGAAUACGGUAGAACUUCAAGUCUCUCCGUCUAUCUUCUCUGUUACUACAACCAACUGCCACACACGCCUUCACCAUUUUGAUUAAUAAUGUUAACGAGCAGAAAAACACGCCAUAAUAGGAGGAAUUUACGUAGCGGUAAUGCUUUAACCCGACGAGCUGAUGGACAAUGUGGCGCGGAGGCGUGGUUGUGACGUCAUGUGAGUAGGGUCUAUAUUGGAGUCAGAUGCUGUAAUGUGUGUGCCUCAUUCAUUAAAAUGUGCUUAUUGUUUGACCGCACCCUAAGACUCAGUAUUUGUGUGUCGACUCCGUUUUUAUUAAAGCCUCCAAAACAGAAAAAGAUUGCGCAGCGUUGAAAGUACGAGGUCGAGAGCCAACGCCAACAAAAUGGUGAACCCGACGUGAUGUCCUGGAGGUCCAAGGCGAACUGACGAUCAUCUUCACAGACUCAUGGCCACAUACUAAAACAGGUAAGCAGAUUUUACUUCUGCACCAUUUACACCUGUUUUAGUAGAGCCUGUGAGGAGAGAUCUGAAUUAGUUGUCCUGGUAAGACAAAUU